AUGGAAAAUGAGCCUGACAAAGCUACUGAUGAUUUAGACAACAACAACAAAAACAACAAUAACAACACAUCGAUCACAGCAACUACACCAACGAUUAUUGCCUCAUCAAUAUCGUCGACUACAACAUCAUCAUCGAUAUCAACAACAACAACGACUGCUACUACUGGUACUGCUGUGGCUACGACAGCUACUACAGUUGCUACUACUAUUAUUGCCGCUACCGAAAAUACUACUUCCAUUAAUACUUUUACUACUACUACUGCUGCUGCUACUAUUACAAUUACUGCUAUUACUUUUGCCGCCUAUGCUGCUACUACAACUACUACAAGUUUUGCUUCUGUCGUCAGUGAAAGUAUGAUUCAAUCUUGCAGUCAUCCAGCCCAAAAUGUCUGGUACAGCAGCUACCGCAACAACAACAACAACUACCUCAACAACAACAAUUACCUCAGCAACAACAAUUACCUCAACAACAACAACAACAACUAUCUCAACAUCAACAACAACUGCCUCAACAACAACUACCUCAACAUCAGCAACAACUACCUCAACAUCAACAACUACCUCAACUACAACAACAACUACCUCAACAUCAACAACAACUACUUCAACAACAACAACAACUACCUCAACAACAACAAAAACGACAAUAUGACGUCAUGCUUUCGGACUUUGACCUUGACGCUGAUUUGGUUGACCUUGGAAAAAUGGACAUUGAUAUUGAUGAAUUACUAA
This is a messenger RNA of Helobdella robusta, 732 nucleotides long. RefSeq lists its product as hypothetical. The record is from RefSeq and is a predicted model, not a curated record. Lineage: Eukaryota; Metazoa; Annelida; Clitellata; Rhynchobdellida; Glossiphoniidae. The transcript has 2 exons. The coding region runs from base 1 to 732 and encodes 243 amino acids.